CGAGCACCUCCAAGAUGGCGGCGUCCAUCCAGAACAGCUGUCAGCUCAUUUUAUGUUGACAAAACGCGAGCAAUAACUCAUCGAAACAAAGUAAAACACUCGACGAAACGAAUAACAGAGUUUUGGCCACUGGACAUGUCGGCUACAGGCGGGUUGCCAGGUUUCAUAGCGGUUUAAGAGAGACGGUAAUCGUCGGUUCUUCUGCUAUGGCCACCGACAACAGGAUUCAUUUCUGGAGAAGAAACGCAAAGGUUCCCGGAAGUUUACAGCCGGUAUAUGGAGCACAGCACCCUCCUCUGGAUCCACGGAGACACCGUCAAUUUAAAGACCCUCCUAAAGCCAGCAGUAUAAACACCAAAUCCAAAAAGGCGUCGACAUUCCAUGAAUUUGCACGGAGUACCAAUGAUGCGUGGGACAUUGAUGAUGAAGAGGAUGAUGGUGUAUUCAGUCUCAAACAGACCUCAUCCUCACCCGUCCAAUCACGGUCCAUGCCUCAAACUCCCAGCCUCAAAUUCUCCAAAGCCCUGGAGGACACAGAGCCACAGCUCCACCUACCAGAGAGGCAGGAGCCAAUCAGCACAGAGCCUGAUCUAGAUCAACUAGACGUUGAGAGCGGUUCAACCAAUGGCAGGGUGGUGAAGUCCUGUAGUGAAGUCCAGCUAAACGUUAAUGCAGCACGCAAUACCCUGCAUAAACAGCAGUCACUUCCUGUACGGCCCAUCAUACCGUUGGUUGCCCGCAUUUCGGACCAAAACGCCUCAGGAGCUCCACCCAUGACAGUGAGAGAGAAAACUCGAUUGGAUAAAUUUAAACAGCUGCUUGCAAGUCCUAACACAGACCUGGAGGAGUUACGAAAGCAUAGUUGGUCGGGAAUCCCACGUGAAGUUCGGCCAAUCACCUGGAGACUGUUGUCGGGCUACCUUCCAGCCAAUAAGGAACGAAGGGAUCUUGUUCUUCAAAGGAAGAGGGAGGAGUAUUUUGGCUUUAUUGAGCAGUAUUACCACUCCAGAACAGAUGAAAACCACAGAGACACAUAUCGACAGAUUCACACCGAUAUCCCGAGGACAAACCCUUUGAUUCCUUUGUUCCAGCAAUCUCUUGUGCAGGAGGUGUUUGAAAGGAUUCUGUUCAUCUGGGCCAUCCGUCACCCGGCGAGCGGAUACGUGCAAGGCAUUAAUGACCUGGUUACACCUUUUUUUGUGGUUUUCCUUUCUGAAUUUGUAGAGGAGGAUGUUGAAAAUUUUGAAAUGGCGAGCUUACCCCUGGAUACGCAGAGAAACAUCGAGGCCGACAGCUUUUGGUGUAUGAGUAAAUUGCUGGAUGGGAUUCAGGACAACUACACCUUCGCCCAGCCUGGGAUUCAGAUUAAAGUAAAGGCGCUGGAGGAGCUCGUCAGCAGAAUAGAUGAGGAUGUCCACACGCAUUUUCAGAAGUGUGAAGUGGAGUAUCUGCAGUUUGCUUUCCGCUGGAUGAAUAAUCUACUGAUGAGGGAACUGCCCUUACGAUGUACCAUCAGACUGUGGGACACCUACCAGGCGGAGUCAGAGGGCUUCUCUCAUUUCCACCUCUACGUCUGCGCUGCUUUCCUCAUCAAAUGGCGGAAGGAGAUCCUCUCCAUGAUGGACUUUCAGAGCUUGCUAAUGCUCCUGCAGAACCUUCCCACAAUACACUGGGGCAAUGAGGAGGUGGGGUUGCUUCUGGCUGAGGCCUACAGACUCAAAUACAUGUUUGCUGACGCACCAAGCCACUACAAGAGAUGAAAAUCCAACGCCGGACAGCACAAAAACCCAGACAGUGAUCUGUCCUAACAAUGGCAUCUGUCCAGUCGCCACUUUAAUCUGACACAUGGAGCGGAGAUAGAGCUCACCAAUUUUGUCCCAUGACGUCAAAUGUGUGGCGUCUUUUACGAUUCACGAUCAAGGAUAAAAUCGAGUAAAUAACCACAAACAUUGGAUAUUUUGGAAAAACUACAAUUUCUGUGGCUGACAGAUUCAUUUGCCUGCGGAUUAUUUAUUAAGAUUACUGACAAAAAGAUACCAAGCGUCAGACUAAAGCGGAAAGAUGUGACGUUUUUUAAAAGCAGCUGGACUUUGCUUUUUCCCACAUCUUCCUUCAUUUAUUAUUUCUCCUGAUGUGGAGAAACAAGAUCACCUUCCAGUGCCCUCAUGUUUUGUGUUAUUACACCAUAAUGUGAUCCUCUUGGCCUCUUUUGCUCAUUGCGACAUUGAUUGUACCACAGGCAGGUACAUGGGUCGAUUCCCGCCUGUAAUCACUCGCAGACGCUAUUAUUGAAGAUCGGCAAUACACGAAACUAUGGCAGCCUCCAAGAGCCAUUUUUCAAGAGACGCAGUCGAGCAUUACAUUUGGACCAAUUUGACGAAUCGAUUGGCAACUGACUGAGCGAUGUGUUUCGUUUUUAUGUUUAUUAGACUUUAAAGGCUGUGAAUUUGAACAAUGUAAAAUUGACAGCCCAGUUCGUUCUUAAGUGGCAUUGUAUGCAUAUGAUCCUCUUGCACAAAGAUCGUGGUACUUUUUUUAGGUGGAUGACUACUGAGGUAAUGUUUUAACACACACAGCUGAAUCAAACUGAUCUUGUUUGUGGGUGAUUAUAUAAUUGAAGGUUCAUUUGGUCUCCAAAGUCAUUUUAUAAAGCUUUUUCAAAUGGUUACAUUUCUAAUUAUGUUAAUAAUUUGGUACUCUUUAGCUGCGUUUCCAUAAAUUGUGCAAAUCGAAAAUGCACCCAAUUGAAAAAUAUUUGCAAUUUUGCAUAAACUCCCAUAUAUCGCUAAAAGUUUUUUUAAGCUCGGGUGAGGUGCUUUGCAGGCAAUUCAAAAAAGAAAUAUAUUGCAAAACUGCAUUUUUUUUCACAUUUACAGGGGACUUGUGAUGUCUGUAAAAGUCACAUGAUCAUUCUGUAAAUAUGGCGUAUGUAUUUGAUUGGAGGAUGAGGCAGAAAAGUUGUUUUCGACUGCAAUUAUUUUGGGAAUAGCACUUAAGUCUCUCUUUUUUCUCUCUCUUACCCAUAAUGGGUAAAUAUUUGAUAGACCACACCACUGGGUUAAAAUUGACCCAAUGCUGGGUUGUUUUAUGAGUGCUGGGCAAAGAUUAAUCGCGAUUAAUCGCAUACAAAAUUAAAGUGAUUUUUUGCAUAAUAUAUGUGUGUACUGUGUGUAAUUAUUAUGUAUAUUUAACCACACAGACUUGCAUAUAUUCAUUUCAGAUUUUUUUUAUUACAUUUACAUAUCAUAUAGAAUAUAUAAAAAUAUAAAUAUAUAAACACAUGUAAAUGUUUCUUAAAUACAUAAAUGAAUGUGUGUGUAUUUAUAUAUACAUAAUAAUUACACACAGCACACACUCAUAUAUUAUACAAAAAAUCACUUUUAUUUAGUAUGCGAUAAAUGGCCCAGCACUAGUUUUAACCCAACUGCUGGGUUAUUAUACCCCAUGGUUGCAUAACAACAACCCAACAUUGGAAAUAUGAUAUUGUUACAGCCUUUUUUAAUCCAUGACGAUGCGUACCAAAUUAUUAAAAUAAUUAAAAGAAGAAAUAACGACUUUGACACCAAAUGUACCUGCGAUUAUAUAAUCCACCUUAUAUGAAUGAUUGAAUAUAAUAUGAAGUGAUAUUAGACCAACAGAACAAUAUUAUCUAGUGAAAACCGAAGGUUUUUGUUGUUUUUACUGUAGGCACUGAGCGGUGUGGUACUUUACCGUGUUUUUCAGGUAUCUUUUAACCAAACUCUGAGCAGCUGGUCUUGGCCCAAUCCCAAAUCAUAAUCUUAAGUACUGUUAGUGAAACAGUAAAUCUAGCCUCGGAUCGUCACGAACCAUUGGCACAUUCAUUCAGUCUCCCAGGGCAACAGAUUUAUGCAGAUGUUUAUGCUAAUAAGAUGCAGAUGAUUUGAUUAUCUUUGAACCCACAUCUCACCUCUUGCUACAUUUAUUGACUCCAGCGAUUAAUUGUUAAAGUCGAAUCUUCAAUUACGCCAUUCUUCCUUUUCACAGUAAAAGUGUAAUCUUUAUAAAUCAGUGCAUAUUUUCUUUUUAAAAAUAUAAUCGUCUCGAAUAACGUGGCAAUCACCGUGGACCAAAAUCUUGCAUGGAUAAUCUAAGUAAUAAAUGAAUAAAGUGUCUUCUGCUCUAAUUAUCAAAGCGAAUGAAUUGUAUUGAUUAGAAAGAGGUUUCGGACCGGUUGAAGUGAUGCUGAACGCUCGGCGCCGUGAAGGAUUUAGCGAGUUUGCUGAUGUGAAACACUUGAAUAAUGUAGAUUUGUCAGCUCGCUGUACCAUUUUCAUCUGUCAGUGAUAUUUGAAACCACCCGCACUAUACGGUCUCGCUGUUACAAUCUAUUUUCCAUGAAGCAUUUACGCUGUAUAUGACGUGAACUAGAAUGUAUUUUUGUGUCUUAAGCUCGAUGUUGCCUACUGAGAGGAUAAUUAGUUUUCUCCUCACUCCUUUAAAGUGCGCUAAUGAAAAAGCGACUUAUUUUAGAAGGUUGAAACACUGACCCUGGCCAAGAGAUGGGGUAGUAAUUAUUCAUGAAAGGGUCGUAUUUUACCACCCCGUCACGUGUGGAGUGAAGCGAGGUGCAGGUUAAGUUACGGCUUUAAUUUAGAGUCAAUAUAUAUUAACCAUUCUGGACAUUUUUUAUUUCUUGAAUGUUAUGUAAUGGCUGGAACAAAGAUGUGUUAUAUCUGUUGCCCAUGUCUGCGUGUCAACAUGCAUUCAAGAUGUUGUUUUAAAAUGGCUUUCCUUUUAAGCUGAUGAAGUUUAAUCAUGCUCAGUAAUAAUGCACCCAACUACUAAUACAGUAAAUAAUCCAAUUUAAUGUUCAACUAAGAUUUCCUCUUUAAAUAGUCCUAUAAAGAAGUGUUAUCACUGUGAUGUGUCGGGAUGUUCUCAUGGGUGUAUUUAACUUUAGACUUCAUGUUCUGGAGUGCUGUCGUUUAGUUUUCUCGUUCAGGUCCGACUCCAUUCUGGUAUAUAAAACCCACUUUUAACGAUCUUUUUAAUUGCCAAUAGAAAAAAUCAAGUCCUGCUCAUCAAUAUUAAGUUUCAGGCAAGCGUUUACUAAAAUUGAUUUCAUGUUGACUUAUUUAUUAAUGUUAAAGGGAUAGUUGUAGGGUUGCAAAAUCCUGGGGAUUUUUAAGGCUGGAAACUUUCCAUGGGAAUUAACUAGAAUAUAUGGGAAUUAAUGGAAAUAAAAUGGGAAUAUGCAGAGUUGCCUAUAACAGGGAACUUAAAUAUGGUUUAAAAAAAUCUUGCAGCAUAAUUUAGUUCAAUACAGGAAGAUUUAAUGCAAUUUAAGUCGAAUUUCUCCUCUGCACAUUCUUCAAUCCCAUGCACACAGCACACUGCUUACUGAAGGGACAUUGAGGCCACACCCCCUGCAUGCACUUAAAUUCAUACAUAACAUCCACAGAUCAUUUAUUCAAUCCUUCACACAAAAUAAUGUCAAAAUGUCCAUCUUUGCAUGUAUUCACGUAUAUGUGUUUAAAACUUCCUUGUGCUGUGUGUAAGCUAGUGUGUAUACCAUUGUAAAGACAAAUACACUGACUGAAAAAAAACAUUUAGGUGAGAUCAUUAAAAAAGUACCCAGAAGCUACAUUCCUCUCUUAAUGUUUUUGAAAGAAGUCUCUUAUGCUCAUCAAGCCUCCAUUUAUUUGAUCAAAAUGAAAAAAUUCAGGCUUGAUGGGCAUAAUUAUCAGGACAUUUGUAUUACCUUGCAUGCAUGUCUGCUUAUGACCAAACUAAAUCUUCAUUUAUGUUUGUAUAUUAUAUAGUUUAUAUAAAUUUCCUUUAAGUUUCCAAUUAUUAUUUCCUAAAUUCCCCAGAUUAACUCUUUCUCCGCCAGCGUUUUUUUUUUUUAAGUUGCCAGCCAGCGCCAGCAUUUUUCAUGAUUUUCAAGUUUAAUGCCUUCCAGAAAAUCUUCUUUAAAUAUAUAAACAUAUGCAAUAUAUCAAAUGAAAUAACAUACCCUCUGCUUUCAAAAAAAAUUUGUUCUCUAUUUAUCACCUCUUAAAUAUGGGAGGUUUCUUCAAAAACCCAAAAUUUUGAUUAAAAAGCUGCGAUAAUUCCGACUUUUGAUAGCGAUCAGAUUCAAAGCGAUCUUUAAACCAUACACAGAGUUCUUUCUCUUUCACGUGAGGCGUUACUUCCGCGUUGUAUAAGUUGCAACCUGGUGGAUAAUAGCGGUAUUGGAGAAAGUCGUAAAUUCUCGUCAUUGGCAGGGGAGCGUUUUCUCUUAAUUGAGGAGAUAACUCGUCAAUGGCGGGGAAAGAGUUAAGUUCCCAUAGAAAGUUUCUGGAAACGUUCUGCUCGUUUGCAAGCCUUGAUAUUUGUAAUGACCAAUUUUUAAUUUGGGGGUGAACUAUCCCUUUAAUAGUAAAGAUAGAGUCUGUAUUAUAUUUUUUGCCUUUUCCUGCGUGUGCAUUUAUACAGUGCAUUGUUUUCAUGAGCACAUUCAUUUACAUUUUUAUUGGUUAUAUACAGUUUGUGCUUAUGGUAUAGAAAAUGUAAUAUUUUCAUUCUCUGCGAGAAGCCAAAUCUUAUUCAUAUUAUUCAUAAAUACACAUCAUUUGUUUUUGCUUAUUUGGUUUACAGACAGACACGUCUGUGGCUGGUGAACUUGAUACUGUAUUUUAUGUGUGUUUUUUGUUGCGUUUUUUUUUUUUAAGAAUCAAAAAAAACAACGUGCCCUGUCGUUACGACAGCAUGUCUAUUUAUAGACGUGUCCUCUGUGUCUUAAGUUAUUUGUCUUCCUACUGUGAUUUGUCCUGGGAUUUCCUGUUUUUCCUCUCUCCAUUUUUGCCUUCCAGCUUGACAUUAUUACUUCUUUCAUUUAUCCAUUUCAUCCAUCAGGUUUGUGUGUGGAUGAUACGCUUCCUUUCUUUUUCAUUUUGAAUUUUGAAAAUGUACUCCCAUAAUUCUAGGAUCAAAUAUUUGCCUUUGGUCUGCAAAUAGAAAGAGUGCAUCUCCCUGUAUUACUCAUUCUCUUGUGCCGUGUUUCAUCAGAAUAAUAUUUUCGGGCAGGGGUGCUGUUUUAUGAUAAUGCAGACGUGUAGCGUGAAUGAACAGUGCUGUGCUUUAUUCAGCUCAUAGCGUUUUGAUUGUGUUCACAGUUUGCAAUGCAAAUAAGUCUCUGUAACAGCUUCACGGUGCGUCCCGACACCACAUCCCUGCUUUUUUCUGUUGUUUUUCUUUCUGCGAAAAAUGCCAAAAUCCUCUAGUCAUUACGGUGGAUUCUGCUUAAUGAGUGAUUUUGUAGUCCACACUGCUUGUAGCCUUAACUGAGAAAGGAAAUAUUAGUUUUCUGCUGUAUAUUUGAUUUUUAAAUUCUAUUAAACAGUUGGUACUCUG
This is a messenger RNA of Paramisgurnus dabryanus, 7359 nucleotides long. It is a transcript of the gene tbc1d22b, whose product is annotated as TBC1 domain family, member 22B. Lineage: Eukaryota; Metazoa; Chordata; Actinopteri; Cypriniformes; Cobitidae. The record is from RefSeq and is a predicted model, not a curated record. Gene Ontology annotation, biological process: activation of GTPase activity. Gene Ontology annotation, molecular function: GTPase activator activity.